CUUGACGGCUGGUUGAGUUUUUGAAGGGGAGCGACUCGUCUCAUCUGCUCCUCGAAGGAAAAGUGAGCCGCGGGCUGGAGCCCACCUGAGCCCUCGUAUCUUAAUUAGACCGCAGCCUGUUUGAACUCUCGUCACGGUCCACAAUACGGCUUAAAACAUAUCUCGAAAGUGCUGUUUAUAAAUGUAGAUUAAAAUAAAAUAUCACUCGUCUCAAACAUUGGAUUUUUCCUCUUUUUUUUUUUUUUUUCUGAAUGGGAGCGAAUCAGAAGAAGUACUGCUAGCCUCGCGCCGCUCGGCUCAAUCUCGUGCGUUUCAGCUCGUGUCAACUUUGUGGAAAUAUGUAACAGUGAGAAAUGAGACUGUAACAUGGAGCAGUCGGCUACUCUCGACAUAGAGACGCUGAAGAUUACCCAGGAGCAGUUUAUCCUCGCGUCCCAGUCCCUGCACCUCCAGCGACCAGGCUGCGAUGCCGUGUACCCAGUGGGUCUGUACGGCUGGAGGAAAAGAUGCCUCUAUUUCUUUCUGCUGCUGCUCUUGGUCACCAUGAUAGUGAACCUGGCCCUCACUGUCUGGAUCAUAAAGGUCAUGAAUUUCUCAGUGGGUGGAAUGGGAAACCUUCAGUUGAGCGAGGAUGGUAUUCGCCUGGAGGGAAUCUCUGAGUUUGUUCUGCCUCUCUACGUGAAUGAGAUCCAGUCCAGAAGGGACAGCUUGUUGGUCUUGCGAUCAGAAAAGAACGUAACGAUGAACGUCAGGAACGACCAAGGCCAGCUGACUGGGCAGCUCACAGUGGGACCUGAAGCUGUGGAGGCCCAGUGUCAGAGGCUGGAGGUACGAAGUAAAGAUGGAGGCAGACUGCUGUUCACCGCAAAUGAGGAGGAGGUCAUUAUGACAACCGAAAAGUUCACCAUCACAGGCUCAGAAGGCGCCGUGUUUGGACAUUCAGUAGAAACUCCCCUGAUCCGGGCGAGGGCUUCUGAAGACCUUAAGCUGGAGUCUCCGACGCGGACCCUGACCAUGGAGGCUCCCAGAGGGGUGGAAGUGAGCGCAGCCAAGGGGCCGCUGAAGGUCAGCGGGCGAAAGGACCUGCAGCUGGAGUCCACAGAGGGAGAGAUACUUUUAGACGCCAACACCAUUCAGCUGGGUAGCCUCCCGCUCGGCAUCUACACGGCGUCGCCCACUCAGGCCUCCCAGGAACUGGCAGUGUACGAGGUGUGCGUCUGCCCCAGUGGCAAGAUCUACCUCUCUCCUGCAGAGAGCAGCUCCACCUGCCAGGCCAUGAGCAACAUCUGCCUCUGGAGCUGACCUGGGAGCAGCGUCGGUGAUCGAGGACAACAUCUGCUCCGGAGCCCACCGAGAUUGAGACUUCCUCCCGUUGGUACAUUUGGAGCGGAACUCGCCACGAAGACAUGGAGCUCGAACCUCUUCACCGUCUGAGCUGUUUGAGUUCAAGAUUAGCGCGGGAGCAUCCGAGUCUGCCGCCUGCAGUGGUCAGGACUCUCGUACCGCUGACGGUGUUCGAGGGAUGGCAGUCAGAGCAGCUCUCUGAAAUCAGGAAUAUGACCUACGAAAAGGAACGUUCCCACUACCUUAUAUUAGAGUCAGAAGACACACCCUUUAUUUUUCUACUUUCGGUUCAUCGUAAAACAUGCAGUGACUAUUUUGAAAGAAUAGACGAGAAAAGGUAACACACAGGUGCCUUCAGCUUUGAAAGAAGUCGUAUUGUGAUUAAUAUUGAACCUGUCUGUGCAGUUGGAGAGAGAUAGUUAAAGGUUUGUAGUUGUGGUGGUAGAAAGACAAGUAAGCACAAUUCUUUCAUGUCCCCCCCCCCAAAAAAAAAAAAUCCAGAUUUUAAGAUUUUUUUUAAAUGACCACAAUAGAUAUUUUAGUUUUUUUCCACUAUGUCAGAAGCUGUUUCAUGAAAAUUAAACAUGUUUUUAUGUGGCA
Molecule: messenger RNA, 1944 nt
Organism: Dicentrarchus labrax (European seabass)
Lineage: Eukaryota; Metazoa; Chordata; Actinopteri; Moronidae
Product: zeta-sarcoglycan-like
Exons: 8
Coding region: 367-1302 (311 amino acids)
Biological process (GO): heart contraction; cardiac muscle tissue development
Cellular component (GO): sarcolemma; sarcoglycan complex
Source: RefSeq, a predicted model, not a curated record